AACGGUUAGGCGAGAACGCGUGGACGUUAGUCGCUACUUGUACAGCUUUAAGUUAACCGGCUUUUUACAGUUAGGUAACUCUUUAUGUAAGUGUAGAUUUUUAAAGAGCUGCCAAAUUAUUCAAAGGAAUCAUUCUGAUUUUCUGGAUAACUUUAUAGAUUUUCUCUCAUUUGCAAAUCUUCGAAACGUAGGUAAAGCGCAUUAGGCCUAACAAGCUUUCAAAAAAUAUUAUCAAUACUAUAAAUCUCAUUUUUGAUCGUCUGUCACUACCAAAACUGUGCACCAACUUCUGAUAUAAACAUCUGAAAACAUGGCUGAUCAGACUGCUAUUGACUUAAGUAGUGACCCUGAGUUAAGAUACUUAGUAGUGGAUCGAAACAUCGGCGUCAGUGACCCUGCUGCUCAAGCCCAGUGGGCAGCCAAGAAGCUGUUAUGGGUGCCCCACGAAGUUCAUGGGUUUGUAGCGGCCAGUAUCAUGGAGGACCGCGGUGAAGAAUUAGAAGUAGAAAUUGUAGAAACGAAUAAAAGAUUUGUAGUGAGCAAAGACGAUGUCCAAAGAAUGAAUCCGCCAAAAUUUAAUAAAGUUGAGGAUAUGGCCGAACUUACUUGUUUGAACGAAGCUUCCGUCUUACAUAACUUAAAGGAUCGAUAUUUUUCCGGAUUAAUUUAUACUUACUCAGGGCUGUUCUGUGUUGUCAUCAACCCUUACAAGAGGCUACCCAUUUAUACAAAGAAAGUCAUCGAACUGUACAAAGGGAAGAAACGCCACGAGGUCCCGCCUCACAUCUUCGCAGUCACAGACGCAUCCUACAGGAAUAUGUUACAAGAUAGAGAAGAUCAGUCCAUUCUUUGCACAGGAGAAUCUGGAGCAGGAAAAACAGAGAAUACAAAGAAAGUAAUCCAGUACUUAGCAUAUGUUGCCUCUUCCAAACCAAGAGUUAGUACAUCAUCAGGACUUUCACAACCAGAAACCAGUCUGAUAGGAGAACUAGAGCAACAGCUAUUGCAAGCUAACCCUAUCCUAGAAGCUUUUGGAAAUGCCAAAACUGUGAAAAAUGACAAUUCUUCUAGAUUUGGAAAGUUCGUCCGUAUCAAUUUUGAUGCCUCGGGGUUCAUUGCUGGUGCCAAUAUUGAAACAUAUUUAUUGGAAAAAUCACGUGCCAUUCGCCAGGCCAGUAAUGAGCGUUCUUUUCACAUUUUCUACCAACUUGUGAAUGGAGCUGCACCAGAAGAACAAAAAGAGUUUCUCCUUGAGGAUCUUAAGAACUACACCUUUUUAACACAUGGUAAUGUGCCUGUCACUGGUGUUGAUGACUUACAAGAGUUCAAAAAUACUGUUAAGGCUAUGGACAUCAUGGGAUUUACUUCAGAUGAUGUCAGUGGUAUAUUUCGAUUGGUAUCUGCAGUGAUAUUGUUUGGUAACAUGAAAUUUAAUCAAGAAAGAAACUCUGAUCAGGCCACUCUACCAGAGAACACUGUUGCUCAGAAGAUAAGUCACUUGCUUGGUCUCAGUGUUACAGAGAUGACCAAAGCUUUUCUGAAACCUCGUCUCAAAGUUGGUAGAGAUUAUGUCACCAGAGCUCAGACAAAAGAACAGGUGGAAUUUGCUGUAGAAGCCAUUGCCAAAGCUUGCUACAAACGUAUGUUUCACUGGCUAGUUCAUCGUAUAAAUCGUUCCUUAGAUAGAACAAAACGGCAAGGAGCAUCUUUCAUUGGAAUUCUAGAUAUUGCUGGAUUCGAAAUAUUUGAGCUAAACUCUUUCGAGCAACUAUGUAUCAACUUCACCAAUGAGAAACUGCAGCAGUUGUUUAAUCACACCAUGUUUAUUUUGGAACAAGAAGAAUACCAGAAGGAAGGCAUACAGUGGAAGUUCAUUGACUUUGGUUUAGAUCUUCAGCCUACUAUUGACCUCAUUGAGAAGCCAAUGGGAAUACUUGCUCUUUUGGAUGAAGAGUGCCUAUUUCCUAAAGCAACAGACAAAACCCUUGUGGAGAAGAUGAUUCUCACACAUAGUGAACACCCCAAGUUCAUGAAGUCUGACUUCAGGGAGUCAUCUGAUUUCAGUAUUUUUCAUUAUGCUGGAAAGGUGGACUACCUUGCUAAUCAGUGGCUAAUGAAGAACAUGGACCCCUUGAAUGAGAAUGUUGUCUCAUUACUACAAAGUUCUCAAGACUCAUUCAUCACUCAAAUUUGGAAAGAUGCUGAAAUUGUUGGAAUGGGGGCUACUACAAUGUGUGACACAGUGUUUGGAGCACGAACGAGGAAGGGGAUGUUUCGAACAGUUGCCCAGCUUUACAAAGACCAACUGUCUAAACUUAUGGUGACUCUGAGAAAUACUAACCCUAAUUUUGUUCGUUGCAUCAUUCCUAAUCAUGACAAAAAACCUGGGAAGAUAGAUUCUCUCUUAGUUCUGGAUCAGUUACGAUGCAAUGGAGUACUUGAAGGAAUCAGAAUCUGUCGCCAGGGCUUUCCUAAUAGAAUCCCCUUCCAAGAAUUUCGUCAAAGGUAUGAAUUGCUGACACCAAAUGUUAUUCCAAAAGGUUUUAUGGAUGGUAAACUUGCUUGUGAAAAAAUGAUACAUGCACUUGACCUUGACCCUAAUCUUUAUAGGAUUGGUCAGGGUAAGGUUUUCUUCAGAGCAGGUGUACUGGCACAUUUGGAGGAAGAACGUGACAUGAAGAUAUCUGACCUCCUAAUCCAGUUUCAAUCUUUUUGUCGUGGAUAUGUAGCUCGAAGAAACUAUCAGAGACGGCUCCAACAACUCAAUGCUGUGAGGAUUUUACAGAGAAACUGUGCUUCAUACUUGAAGCUAAGAGAUUGGCCCUGGUGGAGAUUGUACACAAAGGUCAAGCCUCUCCUACAAGUUACUAAACAAGAAGAAAAGUUAAAUGCAAAGGAAGAAGAACUCAGAGACAUAAAAGAAAAAAUGGAAAAAGCAGAGCAGCAAGCUACAGAGCUUGAUAAAAGGUUCCAACAACUGAUAGUGGAAAAGAACACGCUGACAGAACAACUACAGGCAGAAACAGAGCUGUGUGCUGAGGCUGAAGAGAGUCGUCUUCGUCUCCUGGAAAGAAAGCAAGAGUUGGAAGAAAUCCUGCAUGAUCUGGAAACACGUAUUGAAGAAGAAGAAAGUAGAAGCUUAAAUCUGUCAUCAGAGAGAAAGAAAAUGCAACAAACAAUUCAAGAUUUGGAAGAACAGUUAGAAGAAGAGGAAGGUGCACGCCAGAAGCUCCAGUUGGAGAAAGCUAGCCUUGAUAAUAAAUUUAAAAAACUCGAAGAAGAUUAUGCUGUUAUGGAAGACACUAACCAAAAGCUUGUCAAGGAAAAGAAAAUUCUUGAGGAGCAUCAGGCAGACUUGGCUCAAAUUUUAGCUGAGGAGGAAGAGAAAUCUAAACACUUAGGAAAGCUGAAGGCCAAGUAUGAAUCCAACAUCUCUGAACUAGAAGAACGUCUUCAUAAAGAACAGCAUGUCAGGCAAGAGAUGGAACGAGUGAAACGAAGAUUAGAAACAGAGCUAAAUGAUGUCAAAGAGCAGUUGAAUGAAAAAAAAAUUGAAGUUGAAGAAAUACAAAAUCAACUUGUCAAGAAAGAGGAAGAGUUGAACCAAUCACUUGUCAGGUGUGAUGAGGAAGCUGCAGCCAAGGCUCAAGCUCAGAAGGCCCUUCGUGAGAUAGAGAAUCAGUUGACAGAAUUGCAGGAAGAUCUUGAUGCUGAGAAGGUAGCAAGGACAAAGGCAGAAAGAGAGAAGAGAGAUCUAAAUGAGGAACUAGAAGCUUUGAAAAAUGAACUGUUAGACUCCCUUGAUACCACUGCUGCUCAGCAGGACCUACGAACAAAAAGGGAACAAGAGGUAGUAAUGCUGAAAAAAACUAUUGAGGAAGAAGCUUCUGCUCAUGCCAGCCAAAUUACUGAACUUCGGCAAAAGCACAUCCAAGCUAUUCAGGAACUUAAUAAUCAGUUGGAGGCAGCAAGAAAGGCUAAAGCAGGUCUUGAAAAAAUUAAAGCUAAUUUAGAAGGGGAGAACUCGAACAUUACCAGUGAGUUAAAAACAUUAGCAGCAGCACGACAGGAAUCUGAAAGAAAAAAGAAACAGUUGGAAAACAAUGUGCAAGAAAUGGCAGUGAAAGUGACAGAUUUGGAACAAAACAAAGCUGAGAUUAUUGAGCGUGUUCAAAAACUCCAAGCUGAGCUUGAAGCUGUUAAUUGUCAGUUAGAAGAGACUGAGACUCGAGCUAAUCAAGCAACCAAAUAUACCAGCACCCUUGAAAGUCAACUUUCUGAAACACAGGAAAUUCUUCAAGAAGAAACCAAACUGAAGCUAGCCCUGAGCUCUAAGCUUAGACAGUUGGAAAAUGAUUAUGAAAAUUUGCAAGAGCAGUUGGAGACUGAAGAAGAAGCAAAAAGAAACUUAGAAAAACAGUUAUCAAAUUUAACCACCCAAGUUCAUGAGUUAAAGAAAAAAGUUGAUGAAAGUGAUGAACAAACUAAUGCUUUAGAAGACCAGAAAAAAAAAUUGAUGAGAGAUCUAGAGUCCAUGCAGCAUCAGUUAGAAGAGGUUCAAGCCUUCAAUGACAAGUUGGAGAAAUCCAAGAAAAAUCUCCAAUCAGAGUUAGAAGACUUGAAUGUUGAAUUAGAGGGCUACAGGGGGAAGGUUGUCGAACUGGAGAAGAAACAACGCAAGUUUGAUCAAAUGCUUGCUGAGGAGAAGACUACAUCAGAAAGAAUUAAUCAGGAGAAAGAUAAUGCUGAACGAGAAGUGAGAGAAAAGGAAACUAAGAUUUUGUCUCUAACUAGGGAUUUGGAUGAUAAAAAUGAUCAACUGGAGGAAUUAGAACGAGUUCGUCGUGCCCUUCAGUCAGAACUGGAUGAGCUGGUCAACACUCAAGGAACAGCAGACAAAAAUGUGCAUGAACUUGAACGGGCCAAGAAAACUUUAGAAUGUCAGUUAGAUGAACAGAAGACACAAAUUGAAGAACUAGAAGAUGAAUUACAAUUGACAGAGGAUGCCAAGUUGCGGCUAGAAGUCAACAUGCAAGCACUAAAGUCUCAGUUUGAACGAGAACUUCAGACAAAGGAAGAACAAGCAGAAGAAAAGAAACGAGCACUUGUUAAACAGGUCCGUGACCUGGAGACAGAAUUGGAAGAUGAAAGAAAGCAACGAACAGCUGCAGUAUGUGCCAGGAAGAAGAUUGAAGGAGAUUUUACAGAUUUAGAACAACAGCUAGAAAUGGCAACAAAAGCAAAAGAAGAUGCACUUCGACAACUCAAGAAACUCCAGGCUCAAGUGAAAGAUUAUCAAAAAGAAUAUGAAGAGGCAAGAAGCUCUCGAGAGGAACUUAUUGCACAAUCAAAGGAUACAGAAAAAAAGUUAAAAGUAAUGGAAGCAGAAAUGAUUCAACUUAAGGAAGAUUUUUCUAACUCUGAACGAGCCCGUCGUUUGGCAGAGACUGAUAGAAAUGAAUUGCAAGAAGAAGUAAACAGUAAUGCAUCAAAGGGAUCACUUCUCCAGGAUGAAAAACGACGCUUGGAAGCCAGAAUCCAGCAGUUAGAAGAAGAGCUAGAAGAAGAACAAAACAAUUCAGAAAUAAUGACGGAUAAGACAAGAAAAGCUCAGGCACAAAUUGAACAGUUAACAACAGACCUGGCAAGUGAACGAUCUGCAACUCAGAACCUGGAGAAUAGCCGGAUGAUCUUGGAGAGACAGAAUAAAGAAUUACGUGCAAAGUUAGAAGAACUGGAAACAUCUUAUCGUUCUAAGGCUAAAUCAACCAUCUCUGCAUUAGAAUCCAAACUUAGCCAACUAGAGGAGCAAGUUGAAGUAGAGUCCAGGGAAAAACAAGUAGCAACUAAAAAUGCACGCAAGCUAGAAAAGAAAGUAAAAGAAACAUUGUUACAGUUAGAAGAUGAGAGACGCCAUGCUGACCAGUACAAAGAACAAGUAGACAAAGUUAAUAGUCGGGUACAGGCUUUGAAGCGGCAGGUGGAUGAGGCAGAAGAAGAGUGUUCUCGUGAGAAGACUCAACGGCGAAAGGUACAACGGGAGCUCGAAGACAUGAUGGAAUCUAAUGAAACCAUGUCUCGUGAACUGGCUAACUUAAAAAACAAAAUGAGACGAGGAGGGGCAUCAAUCCAACAGUCCUCUCGCUUCUCUGGGACAAAACGAGGAUCUGUAUCUGCUGCGGGAAGUGGGAGUGGAGAUGAGGGGACAGCAAAUUUACUUGAAGACUCAUUGCAUAAUGAAAGUCAAGCCUGAUGUUUAAAGUAUCCAUUUUGUCUAUCACAGAAGUUCCAUUGGCAUAACGUAGCAGACACAAGUCAUGGUACCUCAGGCGCAUGCUUAGCGCCAAUGGAUUUGGUUCACGCGAAUUUUCGACCAUUCGACAGUGCAACUCCAUUAUAGAUAGUUAUGACAGGAAUAACUAACUUGUCAUAGCCCUUUCUGAAGCAGGAUAUUUUCACAGCGUGAUUGUUAAACGUUAUAAAGCUAAAAAAACGCAGGAUUUCGAAAAAGUGAGCCCACAGUGUAAUUCAUAAAAGUGGAUAUACUCGCAUGGCAGAGAGUUUAGGACAGCAACGGACACAGAAACCAAUCUGGGGCAAAGCCCUAAUCUGUAAGUGAAGACUUUGGUUAAUCUUGUGAUCCAAAGAAAACCAUUGCAAUUCAGUUUGGUAUAUCUCUUGACACUGCUAACACUACAAUAGAGUCAAUGAAGUCUUAUAAGUUUGAACCACGACGCAAAAUCCGUGUUUGUUUUAAUUAAAAAGAUACCGGAAAAAGCUGAAAUCGCACCAAUCCCAUUCGACCACAUAUCUUUAAAUCCCUGACACAACUCCAGUGGGACUUUUGUGCUUUUGGUCGGUUUGAAUAUAGUCUUGGAAGCCAUGUACCCAUACAGUGUAGGGUCUAUGGCAAAUUUGUCAACAUAUAGUUUAAGAUUGACCUCAGUGUCCUCUGCACAAGUUUGUUACAAUUACGAAUAUCAACAACUUUAUACAUUCUUCCCUAUAGUUAAAUUAUUCAAAAAUAGUCUAAUUAUUUUAUCAAUUUCGCGUUUUAUGUGUGUUAAGGAAAAACUCUCGUACUAACUUGAAAUUUAAGAAUUUGUUAAUUAAUCUACAAAUGUUUUGAAAAUUCACUUGCAUAACAGAAAAAGCAUUUGUAUGUAAUCCGCUAAAUUCGACUUUUUUUUUUCUAAGGUUUUAUUCAGUAUGUUAAGCCUUGUAUACGAGGCUGAGUAUGUGCGUGUUGUAAAAAUAACAAUCAACCCUAUUAUCCACCUUAAAGAUCCGGACAACAGCCCUUGUAGCAGCGAGAAACCAUUGUUGUGGUUGAUAGUUUAAAAUAAAGGCCAAUUAAACCGAACCUGGAAGUCUCUUAUCUGUCCGUAUUGCACAAUAUAAUAUUCAGGAUGAAAUGCCAGAUACCGAUUUAAAGUGUUGUCUAACGUUUGAGCCAAAAGUUUCACGUACUUUUUCUCAUUUUGAGAAUGUAAUAAUUUACAAAUGAAACUGGAAUAUGAAAAGGAAUUUGUUAUUAAAUUCAGUAGUC
Messenger RNA from Limulus polyphemus (Atlantic horseshoe crab), 7549 nucleotides. Its product is annotated as myosin heavy chain, non-muscle-like. The record is from RefSeq and is a predicted model, not a curated record. The coding region runs from base 311 to 6253 and encodes 1980 amino acids. Gene Ontology annotation, molecular function: cytoskeletal motor activity; ATP binding; actin filament binding. Lineage: Eukaryota; Metazoa; Arthropoda; Merostomata; Xiphosura; Limulidae. Gene Ontology annotation, cellular component: myosin complex. The transcript has 42 exons.